AUGCUUGCAGAGUCAAUAAAAAGAGUGCCAGAAGAGUUCCAAUACGACCCGGUGAGCAAGUCGUACGGCGACCCGACCCGGCGGCCCGAGAUCAAGUCGGCCACGAUAGAGUUCAUCGCGCCUGGUGAAUACAUGCUGCGGCCUCCGCAGCCGGCCGUCUAUCUGUUUCUGAUGGACGUGUCGCAGAUAGCGCGGGACUCUGGAUACUUGCAGGUGGUAUGCGACACGCUGAAGGCGCAGCUAGAAAACCUCCCCGGGGACGCGCGCACACAGAUCGGCUUCGUGUGCUUCGACGCGCACGUGCACUACUACCUCAUGAGCGACGGCCUCACGCGCCCCAAGGAGAUGACCGUGCUCGACAUCGACGACGUAUUCCUACCAUCCCCGGAAUCCCUGUUAGUAAACUUGGGAGAGCGGCGUGAGAUGAUCAAGGAGUUACUGACCGUUCUACCGCAGCGGUACUCAGCGCCUGGCGUCCCUGCUUCCGCAUUGGGGGCAGCGCUGCAAGCCGCUUACAAGCUCAUGGCACCGACUGGAGGACGGAUAACGGUAUUCCAAACGUGUUUACCAAACGUUGGGCCCGGCUCGUUACAACCAAGAGAGGACCCGAACGCGCGGUCUUCCAAAGAUGUGGCGCAUCUAAACCCAGCAACAGAUUUCUACAAACGACUAGCUUUGGACUGCAGCGGCGCGCAAGUGGCUGUCGACCUAUUUCUACUAAACUCGCAGUACUCAGACCUUGCUACGCUUAGCGGCAUGAGCAAGUUCAGUGCGGGCACGGUGUACCAUAUCCCACUAUUUCGUGCCAGCCGCACGUGGCAGGCCGAUCAACUCACGCGAAUGUUCGCGCGAUACUUGACCAGGAAGAUUGGAUUCGAGGCUGUCAUGAGGGUGCGAUGUACGAGAGGCAUAUCGAUCCACACGUUCCACGGCAACUUCUUCGUGCGGUCCACGGACCUGCUAUCGCUUCCCAACGUGUCGCCGGACGCGGGCUUUGGCAUGCAGCUGGCCGUGGACGAGUCGCUGGCCGACCUGCAGCAGGUCUGCUUCCAGGCGGCGCUGCUCUACACCAGCAGCAAAGGCGAAAGGCGGAUACGAGUGCACACGAUGGCGCUGCCGAUCGCCAGCACGCUACCCGACGUUUUACACGCUGCUGACCAGCAGUGCAUCAUAGGAUUACUGGCUAAAAUGGCGGUGGACCGCUGCGUAUCAGCGUCGAUGUCGGAAGCGCGAGAGGCGCUCAUCAACGUAGCAGUAGACGUGCUGUCUGCCCAUAGACUGGCGCAGAACCUUCCCGUCGGCGCACAUUCGGCCGCCUUACACGCGCCCGCUUCGUUGAGACUACUGCCGCUGUAUCUAUUGGCACUACUUAAGCGGAGAGCCUUCCGCACCGGCACAUCGACACGGCUAGACGAUCGAGUAGCUGACAUGUGCGACAUGAAGACGCUACCGCUAUCCAGCCUACUGCGCGCGGUGUAUCCCGACUUGUAUCCAAUACACGAGUUAUUGUCGCACGCGCCCGAAGCGCACGAAGACGCCGCGCCCGACCCGCCGCGUCUGCAACUGUCGGCUGAGAGGAUAAAUAUAAACGGCGCGUACCUUCUCGACGACGGCGAGACGAUGAUCAUCUACGUGUGCCACGGCGUCAGCCCCGCCUUCCUGUCCGACACAUUCGGCGUGGCCGCCUUCAGCCAGCUGCCCGACGAGGCGCGGUCCCUGCCGCCAGUCGACAGCGACGGCGCCGCCGCCCUGCACUCGCUCAUCGACAAGCUGAACGACGACCGUCCCUACCCGGCCAACAUACUGCUCGUCAAGGACAAUUCGCCGUCGCGGCAAGUGUUCACGGACCGGCUAGUGGACGACCGGGUGGAGUCCGCAUUCUCCUACUACGAGUUCUUGCAGCACGUCAAAAGCCAAGUGAAAUGAGAGAUGCUUUCGCCGCGGGGACCCUACGCGGAGACAGAGUUGGGACGCAUCCCACGCAUCGUAGUCCGGCUUGAGUUAGAGUACCGCGAGAGCAAAUGGCAAGCGGUCGACAUUCGCACAGACACUGAAUAAAUUAUUCACACGUGUAAAUAAAUUGACUAUUCCAAGAACCGUUCGGUGUGAUGUUAUUCAUUUCUCAGUGUUAUUCGAUGUCAAGUUGUUUAUAUCUCAGCGUUAGAACGAAACCAAAUUUUAAAGUGCUGUUAAGACUUUUUAACAUAUUCUCUUAUGACUGACGACUCCUGCAUUGUUCUCGUAAUUUCACUAAGUUUAGGCUAUGUUAUUUGGAAACAUGUUUUUAUCGAUAUUCUCGUCUGUUUUUUGUUCAUAGACAAUUUUUUUUUUGCCUAAAUAUGUAUUUUGUCUAGUUAUCUGAAAGUGGCUUUAACUUACUAGUACGUACAAAAGUGAAGCCUCGGCUGUCAUACUGAAAUGCAAGUGACGAAGUCUAUAGUUUCUAAAUAUUACUGCAAAUGCAAUAUUGUAGCAAUAUUCUGCAAAAAUAUUUUUUAGUCCAGUUUCCCCUCAAUAUGGCGGUCGUCGCCCAUAGACUAGUACAAGUAAUUAGCGGAUUGUUAAAUGCUUAUUUUCGAUUGAAGUUUUAUAUUAUAGAACGUCAAUGUCACAUCUGUGGAUUAUGCCUAUCUUACCAUGAUAGCUAGAGAAGGUAAUAUCAAUCACCUGGCAUUGGCCUAUGAUCGCGCCGGCGAUGGCGUUCUGCACGCGUUGGUGUGUUUGAAGCUUUAGUAUUACGAGGUUAUUGACCUUGAAGCGAGACCGAAAUUCAUCAUAAUUGUGCCUGAAGGGUUAAGCUACUGAUGUUUGUAGUUUUGAAUCUCUCUCUCGCACAUUCCGAAAUGCUAUCAUGUGUGACACAGACAGAGCCGAGAAUACGAAUGUUGCCGUUAUCAGUCUACUAUUAUUACUAGUCCGCUAUAUUUAGACUUUUUUAGUAACGUGCCAGUUUCCAAAUUACGGCAGCAAUAAAGUCACGAGGCUACAUUGAAAUUUAUAGUACAUAAUGUGAUAAAAAUUAAUUUUUAUACGUGAAUGUUCCCCAAGAAGCAGCUUGUCGGCCUUUAAGAGAUUUGCCAGUUUCUGUUUUAGAGUAUAAUAAUGUUUUUCCACAAUUUAUCCACAUGAUAGUACCUAGAGGUACAGAACAAUUCCCUGCCAUUGAAAUAGUGAUUAAAUUGUUAGACUAUUUACUAUAUUUUUAGCAUAAUUACAGACCAGUGUUAUUCGAGUUAGUUAACUGACAGUCGAACCAUCGACAACAUUGUCAGAAAUUAUGCGUACACUCAAUGUGAAAACCGUUAAUUGCCCAGUCUCUCAAAGGACCAAAAUAUAAUUUCUUGACGGACAUUUAUCUCGAAUCUAGGUAUCGGUGUGUUAUUUUUGGUUUUCGUUCGAAACUUGCUUAAGUUGUAAACGGCGCUCGUGGAUAAGAUGCUUUCUAUAUUUUUCGUCCCGUUGUCUUAUUGUUAACUCGAUACGACACGACACAAGCAAAAAAACGGUUAAGGACACACACUAGGUCCGCCAACAACAUGUCAUAAGUGGACGACUUGUGUCGGCGGGUCAGUGGGUUAGUUCUUGAUGUUUUCUGAACAUUGUUCCACGACUUACAAUAAUUCACAAAAAAAAACGAUACAUCUAACUUAUUUUGUAAAUUGUUAGUAGAACGCUGUUCGGAAGAAUGACUGAAAACUAUAACCGAUGUUCUUUGAAAAGCAUGUUAGCAUCUUGUCUGAAGGUCCAGAACUUGCAUUGUGUCAUUUAGGUUCAAUAUUGUGAAUAUGUUGGCAUCAGCUGUUGGCGUGUGACGUCACUUAUACUUUGUAUCACAUUUUAGACAUUAUAUUGUUUAGAAUUAGAGUUCAGUGUUCGAUGCACAGGCGAACGGUUAGGUGAAUGAAAUGAUGAAUGCUAUAUUACAUAAUCCACUUUGUAACGGAAUCUUAUAGAUAAAAUAUGGUGUUAAUUACAACCUAUGUUAUUUUUCGUUUUUGUCGGAGUGAACCAAAAACAUUUAGAUGUUGUAAUAAACAAAUACGGCUUUUGUGAUCGAUAUUUUUAUGGUUUAUUCAUAGCAUGAGAAGCGACUACGGAUAUAGUAUAAUUAUUUAUGUGAUAGGCUAAGGUUAGCGUAGGAUUAUUAAAUGUUGGUUGUUUGGGACGUUAUGAACAUGAAUUAUGUUGUAAUCGAACACUGGACAAUAUUAAUCUUGUUUAUUGUAAAUUAAUUAUAAUAGGUCGCGGUAGGUCGCGGUUUAUUGUUGCAUGUAUGGACGAUUGGAUGCGCAAUAAAAAAAUGGUUGACAUAGACUGUCGAAUCAAAUUCCUUUUGUAUAUUUACAUUCGUUUAAAAUUAGAUAUUUAUAAAUGCACUGGUUCAGCUAUUUCUUUAUUUCGCAUUCGUGCAAAUGUUCUGUGUAUAUUGUAUAUGUACUAUUGGUAUAAUUCGUUAUGGAUUUCGUGUAUAAAAUAUAUUAUAUAAUUUUUUUGUAUCCUUCAAUAGCGUAGCGUGUAGUACACUACAUAAAUAUGUGUUUCGUAAGGUGUUUCUAUAAGAUCUUUAGGGACUACAUAUUUUUGAGUUGACUGUACCUUGAAUGCCUAAAGCGUCCAUUGCGCAUACCUUUACUCUUUUUUCGUACAAUAUCGUUUAUAAUUUUGUUGUAACCCUGUGCUUAGUCGUGUCUAUGAUUUUAUUUUUUUAAACCAUGUAUUUUAACUUCGAUAUAUUAAAAAGUUUGUAAAUUAAAAAAAUAUUAUUUAUGAAAUUGUAGGUAGAAUGUUUUACACUGAAACGAGCUGCGUUCUUUGUUACAUGAAGAGUCGAGUCUUGGCUAGUGUAUAAAAUAUAAUAAAAUCAUGUUGGAUAAGC
Messenger RNA from Ostrinia furnacalis (Asian corn borer), 4876 nucleotides. RefSeq names its product Protein transport protein Sec24AB. The record is from RefSeq and is a predicted model, not a curated record. Lineage: Eukaryota; Metazoa; Arthropoda; Insecta; Lepidoptera; Crambidae. Gene Ontology annotation, cellular component: COPII vesicle coat; endoplasmic reticulum exit site. Gene Ontology annotation, molecular function: SNARE binding; zinc ion binding. Gene Ontology annotation, biological process: intracellular protein transport; endoplasmic reticulum to Golgi vesicle-mediated transport; COPII-coated vesicle cargo loading. The transcript has 13 exons. Bases 1 to 1926 code for a protein of 641 amino acids.